UUUUCUUCUUUUGCAAAGGAAAAAAAGAAAAGUGAACUCGGAAAAAUGGUUUCUGACUCCGACCUGGCGACUCGGCUCCGGGAGAUUCUCCGGAGCUCCGACCUCGACACGGCGACUCCGGCGAGUGUUCGACGUCAGCUCGAGGCCGAUUUCGGCGUUGACUUGACCGAGAGAAAGGGUUUCAUUAGGGAACAAAUCGAUGCUUUUCUCGAGAGCGAUGGCGGAGAAGGAGAGAAACCGGAGAAUCAGAUGGUGGAAGAAGACUGUAAUGCUGAGCAAAACUAUGACGGCGAAGCCAAGGAAGAAGGAGACGGUGAAGGUGAAGACGACGGAGGAAGUGAAGGCGAUGAAGGAAAGAAAGAACGGGCUGGAAAGGCCAAGAAAAGACGUGGUGGUGGCUUCAGCAAAUUAUGGCAGCUUUCCCCACAACUUGAAAAUUUCAUUGGAUCAUCACAAUUGGCUCGAACAGAGGUUGUGAAGAAAAUUUGGGCUUAUAUCCGGGAGAAAAAUUUGCAAGAUCCAAAGAACAAGCGGAAUAUAAUAUGUGAUGAAUCGCUGCAUUCCUUAUUCAAAGUAAAGGCCAUUAACAUGUUUCAAAUGAGCAAGGCAUUGUCAAAGCAUAUUUGGCCGCUAAGUGAUGGAGAUGGGGGCGUUAACAAUGAGAAGGUAGAAGAUGAGGAUGAUGUGUCAGAUGAAACAGAAGGGAAAGAAGAGCAAAAUGAAGAAGCGAAAGAAAAUGAUGAAGAGCAAAGUGAAGAAGAAGAAGAAAAUAGGAGUGUACGAAAAACCAAGAGAAGAAAGUCUGCAAAGUCCGAUCAGAAAACCACGAAAAGAGGAGGUGGAUUUGCUAAAGUGUGUGGCCUUUCACCAGAGCUUCAGGCUUUUACUGGGAUGACUGAAUUAGCCAGGACAGAGGUUGUGAAAAUGCUUUGGAAGUACAUCAAGGAGAACAAUUUGCAAGAUCCGAGUGAUAAACGGAAAAUAAUAUGCGAUGAAGCAUUGCGUUCACUGUUCCCAGUUGAUUCGAUCAAUAUGUUUCAAAUGACUAAACACCUAUCCAAGCACAUAUGGCGUCCGGAGGAGGUUAAAGGGGGCGUUAACAAUGUGAAGGUAGAAGAUGAGGAUGAUGUGUCUGAUGAAACAGAAGGGAGAGAAGAGCAAAAUGAAGAAGCAGAAGAAAAUGGUGAAGAGCAAAGGGAAGAAGAAGAAAAAAAUAGGAGUGUACGAAAAGCCAAGAGAAUAAAUAGGUCAGCAAAGUCUGAUGAGAAAACCACUAAAAGAGGAGGUGGAUUUGCUAAAGUGUGUGGCCUGUCACCAGAGCUUCAGGCUUUUACUGGGAUGACUGAAUUAGCCAGGACUGAGGUUGUGAAAAUGCUUUGGAAGUACGCCAAGGAGAACAAUUUGCAAGAUCCGAGUGAUAAGCGGAAAAUAAUAUGCGAUGAAGCAUUGCGUUCACUGUUCCCAGUUGAUUCGAUCAAUAUGUUUCAAAUGACUAAACACCUAUCCAAGCACAUAUGGCGUCUGGAGGAGGUUAAUGGGGGCGUUAACAAUGUGAAGGUAGAAGAUGAGGAUGAUGUGUCAGAUGAAACAGAAGGGAAAGAAGAGCAAAAUGAAGAAGCGGAAGAAAAUGGUGAAGAGCAAAGUGAAAAAGAAGAAGAAAAUAGGAGUGUACGAAAAGCCAAGAGAAGAAAUAGGUCUGCAAAGUCUGAUCAGAACACCACGAAAAGAGGAUGUGGAUUUGCUAAAGUGUGUUGCCUUUCACCAGAGCUUCAGGCUUUUACUGGGAUGAAUGAAUUAGCCCGGACAGAGGUUGUGAAAAGGCUUUGGAAGUACAUCAAGGAGAACAAUUUGCAAGAUCCGAGUGAUAAACGGAAAAUAAUAUGCGAUGAAGCAUUGCGUUCACUGUUUCCAGUUGAUUCGAUCAAUAUGUUUCAAAUGACUAAACACCUAUCCAAGCACAUAUGGCCUCUUGAGAAGGAUGAAGGGGGCGUUGACAAUGUGAAGGUAGAAGAUGAGGAUGAUGUGUCAGAUGAAACAGAAGGGAAAGAAGAGCAAAAUGAAGAAGCAGAAGAAAAUGGUGAAGAGCAAAGGGAAGAAGAAGAAAAUAGGAGUGUACGAAAAGUCAAGAAAAGGAAGUCUGCGAAGUCGGAUCAGAAGACCACGAAAAAAGGAGGUGGAUUUGCUAAAGUAUGUGGCCUUUCACCAGAACUUCAGGCUUUUACUGGGAUGACUGAAUUAGCCAGGACAGAGGUUGUGAAAAUGCUUUGGAAGUAUGCCAAGGAGAACAAUUUGCAAGAUCCGAGUGAUAAACGGAAAAUAAUAUGCGAUGAAGCAUUGCGUUCACUGUUCCCAGUUGAUUCGAUCAAUAUGUUUCAAAUGACUAAACACCUAUCCAAGCACAUAUGGCGUCUGGAGGAGGUUAAAGGGGGCGUUAACAAUGUGAAGGUAGAAGAUGAGGAUGAUGUGUCAGAUGAAACAGAAGGGAAAGAAGAGCAAAAUGAAGAAGCAGAAGAAAAUGGUGAAGCGCAAAGGGAAGAAGAAGAAGAAAAUAGGAGUGUACGAAAAGCCCAGAGAAGAAAUAGGCCUGCAAAGUCUGAUCGGAAAACCACUAAAAGAGGAGGUGGAUUUGCUAAAGUGUGUGGCCUUUCACCAGAACUUCAGGCUUUUACUGGGGUGAAUGAAUUAGCCCGGACAGAGGUUGUGAAAAGGCUUUGGAAGUACAUCAAGGAGAACAAUUUGCAAGAUCCGAGUGAUAAACGGAAAAUAAUAUGCGAUGAAGCAUUGCGUUCACUGUUCCCAGUUGAUUCGAUCAAUAUGUUUCAGAUGACGAAACACCUGUCCAAGCACAUAUGGCCUCUGGAAAAGGAUGAAGAUAAACCUUUGAAGAAUGGAAAGCGAAAACUGGAAACAGAAGAAGAGAGUGACGACGAGACAGAGGAGAAAGAGAAACGGCAGAAGAAAGGAGGGUCGGGUCUUCUUAUUCCGCUCCCAUUAUCGGAUGCUCUGGUUAAGUUUUUGGGAACUGGUGAAAACUCGUUAUCGAGGGCAGAUGUGACAAAGAGAUUUUGGGAUUACAUAAAACAGAACGAUCUUCAGGAUCCUUCGGACAAGAGGAGGAUAUUAUGCGACGAGAAGCUGAAAGAACUUUUCGACGUUGAUACUUUCAACAGCUUUUCGGUUUCCAAGCUUCUGACUAACCAUUUCAUCAAAGGCUGAUCAUUUUAAUGAACUCACUCUCUCAAGCGGCCAGUUUUGGUAAGUUCUGACAAAGCUAACUGUCUUUAUUGAUUCUUAAACACAGAUUUUCGGAUACUGUCUUUUUUGUUUUGGUUUUCGUUUCCUGUUUGUUUUGGGGUAUAGAGUGAGUGAUCAAACCAAUUGAGUUUUAGC
Tarenaya hassleriana is the source of this 3390-nucleotide messenger RNA. Its product is annotated as synaptonemal complex protein 1. Gene Ontology annotation, biological process: transcription initiation at RNA polymerase I promoter; nucleolar large rRNA transcription by RNA polymerase I. The transcript is spliced from 21 exons. The record is from RefSeq and is a predicted model, not a curated record. NCBI's taxonomy places the organism in Eukaryota, Viridiplantae, Streptophyta, Magnoliopsida, Brassicales, Cleomaceae. Bases 46 to 3216 code for a protein of 1056 amino acids. Gene Ontology annotation, molecular function: RNA polymerase I cis-regulatory region sequence-specific DNA binding. Gene Ontology annotation, cellular component: nucleus; RNA polymerase I upstream activating factor complex.